Peronospora farinosa is the source of this 3150-nucleotide messenger RNA. NCBI's taxonomy places the organism in Eukaryota, Oomycota, Peronosporomycetes, Peronosporales, Peronosporaceae. The record is from the annotation of a GenBank genome assembly.
AUGCUGCCAAGUUCUCAAUUGCAAGUGCUACGUCGCACCCCUAAUGCUUUCCAACUAACUCUAGUACGUGCCUUAUCGGUCCAAAGAGGCAAUGCCACCACAGAAGAGCUGCUGCAUGCAUUGGACAAGUUUCAGAAAGAAUCGGCCAGGAAGACGGUCCCGUGGUUCUUGGCGAAUAUGCCGCCCUCUUACUUUCGCUCUAUCCAUGAGGAGGACCGUUUGCAACACCUUAACGCCAUCACAGCGCUCGUAAAUGCCCAGCAGCCCGCAGUGUUGCUUCGGUCGCUCGACCAUCGUGUCUUCUCACACUUUCGCUCGGGCGCCAACUUUCCUGGUCGCUUGGCUAAUGUACUGGAUCAAUUGCCACAAUCAGUGGAUGGAACGACUCUUGCUCGUGUAAAAAUCUUCACUGCUCGGGAUGACUCCUUGGGGCUCGACAUUUUCCGCUUUGGCCAGCAAGAGCCGUUUUUAAACAAGACAGAAGAUGAAAAACAAGCUCGGAGUACGAUUCAGACAUUCUGUGCAGAGAUUCAAGCAGGAAAAUAUGCCGGUGACAAGUCCUAUCCGGAAGCUGGCCCACAUUUUGAACCAGAGGCAAUCGACACCUUUUUGAACCACAGCAACACCAUGUACGUGCAGUUUAGUAACCCACGUCGAUUGGCAUGGCAGAUGGAACUAUUCAGCAGAGUACGCGGUACGGAAAGUGUUGCGGUGCAUGUAGAGCACAAGUGGGAGACUCGCAGCGACGAGAACAAGCUUGCUAGUGGGACGAUCCCGCAGACGAUGCUGACUAUUGCAGCGUCCAACGUUAUUCCUAAGAGUUUCAUGCAGAAAGCUGCGACGUACCUCGGUCUGUGCAACUUGAACGUGGUGCGUGCGCACUUGGACGUGGUGAAGGACCCGCAGAACAACGAAGCCCACAUUGCUAUGAUUCGAAUCCUCGUGCAGCCCAGCGCGCAAGUUUUGGAGGAUAAGUUUGAGUUCGAGUGGAGCAAGAUCGCGGGUAAUCUCAAGUAUCUCAAGUGGGUGGAUGAUCGCCCCUUGCAAUUGACGUUGCAGCACCCAGACCUGGGACUUUCACGUGCUGAGGUCAUCCACGCGUACGGCAACAUGCUACACGGUGUGUUGGCGAAGAAGGACCCCUUUGCAUACUCACUGAUGCGAAUUUUGGAGAUACUGGAGCACGCCCAACACUUGCCUUUGGCUUCGCGUAUUGCCGACUUCUUCCUGAAUAAAUUCGACCCACAGCAGGAACGCAUCAUGACAGAUGCAGAGCAGGAUGCGAUUGUCGACGAGCUCAAGAAGGCGAUCCGCCACAAUGUCGAGCUGGAGGAGGCCAUCCUACUCCUGAACAGCAUGACAGACGCUGUCCGAGGUACGCUGCGUACGAACAAGUUCGUUCACGACCGCUACGCGUUGUCGCUGCGCAUGGACCCGAAUGUUAUGGGCUAUGGUACCGUCGGCAAGGACACUCCGUACGGCGUGUUCUUUAUCUACGGCCGUCGGUUCAAGGGCUUCCAUGUACGCUUCCGUGACAUUGCUCGCGGUGGUCUGCGUAUGGUAUACCCCGGCACGACAGAUGCUCACGCGCUUGAGAGCUCUCGCCAGUACAAUGAAGCAUAUAACUUGGCUUUUGCUCAACAACUCAAGAAUAAAGACAUUCCGGAGGGCGGUUCCAAGGCUGUGGUACUUUGCGACCCUAUCGUCGGACCUAUUGGUGACGUUGCUCCGCGUGACUUCAUUAUCCGUAAGAGUGUUAAGGCUUUCUCAGAUGCACUGCUAGACCUCAACACCACGGAUGAAGAGGUCAGAUCAAAAAUCGUAGAUUACUACGGCAAGGACGAGCUGAUCUACUUGGGUCCGGAUGAGAACAUUAUCCCGAGUGACAUUGUCUGGAUGACGAAGCGAGCUGCGUACCGCGGUUACCCGAUUCCGCGUGCCUUUAUCAGCUCAAAGCCCGACGCUGGAUUCAACCAUAAGGUGUACGGUGUCACGAGUGAAGGCGUGGCUGUGUUCGCUGAUGUGGCUUUGCGCUCACAAAAUAUCGACCCUAACAACCAGCCGUUCACGGUCAAGAUUACGGGUGGCACUGAUGGUGACGUCGCUGGCAAUGUUAUUAACAUUCUGCACCGCGAGUACGGAAACAAUGUGCGUAUUGUUGGCAUUUGCGAUGGCACGGGUGUGAUUGAGGAUCCACAGGGUCUGGACAUGCAGGAGCUUCUGCGUCUUGUGCAUGAGUCGCUGCCAUUGUCGAGUUUCGAUGAAUCUAAGGUUGCAGCUAGUGGCGUGAAGUACGACAUUAAUACACAGGAGGGAGUCCGCGCACGUAAUUCGAUGCACAACCGCAUCAAGAGCGACUUAUUCAUUCCUGCUGGAGGUCGGCCUAAUACCAUUAACGAGAACAACUGGCGCGACUACCUGGACGCCGAUGGAAAGCCAUCGUCAGGCUUGAUUGUGGAAGGUGCCAACCUAUUCAUCACGCCCGAAGCGCGUCAACUGCUUUUCGACAACGCUGGUGUUGUGAUUGUGAAGGACAGUUCGGCCAACAAAUGCGGUGUGGUUUGCUCUUCGUACGAAAUUGUUGCUAGCAUGUUGCUGGAGACAGACGAGUUCCUGGCUGUCAAGGACGAACUCGUCCUGGAGGUAGUGGACAAGCUGCGUGCGUUGGCACGCGUGGAGGCACAGCUUCUCUUCCGCGAAUGUAAGAAGGACCCGACAUCGGCACUUCCGCCCGCCAGUGAGCGCAUCAGUCGCGCAAUCACUCGCGUGCACGACGCGGUUCUGGCUCAUUUUGACAAUGUGUGCGAAGAGGACCAGCAGGUCCUGUUUACCCUUAUCGAGGAGCACCUGCCGCCCAAGCUUCGCGAGCUGGCGCUGGACCGAGUGCAGCAGAAUGUGCCGCUCGCUUACUUGCGUUCCAUUGUGGCCUCGAGUCUGGCCAGCAAGAUUGUGUAUCGUGAAGGUCUGCAAUUCGCUGAGGCACUACCGGACACCAACUUGGGCAACAUGGCGUUACAGUACCUAAAGCAGGAGAAGAAGGUGCAGCGCCUCGUGCACGACGUACGCUCGUCGCAGCUUCCAAACAAGGACGAUAUCGCCGAUUUGCUCGCACGUGGCGGUGUUCGUGCCGGAAUGGACACGCCUCACUAG